GCGGGGGGGGGGCUCCGCUCCCGGUGCCGCCCCCAGGCCCGAGGCAGGUCGGGACUCGCCGUCCCCUGCCUCCCGCUGCCCUCCCCCGGUUCCUUCCGCCGAGCGCAGCGGGGGCCGGAGCGGUUCCGGGUCGCGGAGGCGGAGCCGGAGGGAGGUGUUCGGCGGCGACAUGCGGUUCCGGUUCUGCGGGGACCUGGACUGCCCCGACUGGGUGCUGGCCGAGAUCAGCGUCCUGGCCAAAAUCUCCUCCGUGAAGCUGAAGCUGAUCUGCGCCCAGGUGCUGCGGGAGCUGCUGGGAGAGGCCAUCGACUAUGAGAAGAUCCUGAAGCUGACGUCGGAUGCCAAGUUGGAGUCUGGCGAUGUGAAGGCCACGAUCGCCGUCCUCGACUUCAUCUUUUCCAGCGCAGCCAAGCACAACGUGGAUGGCGAGUCCCUGUCCAGCGAGCUGCAGCAGCUGGGGCUGCCCAAAGGUGGGCAUCAGUGGCGGCCCCGCAGCUGAGCCGGCGAGCGCACCGGGUGCUGCC
Cygnus atratus (black swan) is the source of this 524-nucleotide messenger RNA. It is a transcript of the gene COMMD4, whose product is annotated as COMM domain containing 4. The transcript is spliced from 5 exons. NCBI's taxonomy places the organism in Eukaryota, Metazoa, Chordata, Aves, Anseriformes, Anatidae. The coding region runs from base 170 to 499 and encodes 109 amino acids. The record is from RefSeq and is a predicted model, not a curated record.